This is a messenger RNA of Acanthocheilonema viteae, 960 nucleotides long. Lineage: Eukaryota; Metazoa; Nematoda; Chromadorea; Rhabditida; Onchocercidae. The record is from the annotation of a GenBank genome assembly.
AUGCAAACUCGAAUUUCGGUGACGACUUUUUCUCUGAAACAAUCUCAGAUGCCUUUCCGAGGAUUUUCGAUGGUAUCUGAUGAAGGAUAUUUUGGAAGCUUGUCGGUCCCACUGUUUGGAGUUUUGACAUGUGCUAGCAUCUAUUUCUUGAGACGUCACUUGAAAGGCGCACAAUUCACCGAACAUGUCGGGGCGAAAGGAAAGAUAGCAUUAGUUACUGGGGCGAGUGCGGGUAUAGGAAAGCAAACAGCUUUAGAGCUUAAUCUCCGAGGUGCUACCGUUUAUAUGUUAUGCAGAGAUCGUACAAAAUCGCAAAAUGCAAGAAUUGAACUGACAAAAUUGGGUUGCGAUCCAACGAAGUUAGUACUGAAAGAUGUAGAUUUGGCCAGCUUUGCAACGAUUCGAAAAUUUGCUGAUGAAAUCAAAUACGGACACUUUUUACUUACUGAACUGUUACUCCCGCUGAUUAAGAAAUCAGCAAAUGGGCGAAUUAUUAACGUUUCCAGUUCACUUCACAAGACGGCUGAUAAUGUGGAUACUUCCAUAGUUAAUAAUAAAAAACAUUUCAAUAUAUCGAUGCCUUAUAGUAGAUCGAAAUUAGCCCAGGUUAUGCAUGCCCGUGAAUUAACCAGACGACUGAGGACAAAAGAUCCAGGAACUACGGUGACAAUCAAUGCUGUACAUCCCGGUGUUUGUUUCACUGAACUUAUGCGCUACACGAUUUUCAGCCAAAAGUAUAUCAAAUACAUCAUCUCUCCACUUCUAUGGUUCUUCAUGAAAACCGAUAAAGAUGGUGCACAAACAACUUUGUAUGUGGCGUUGAGCAAAAAUGUGGAGGCUAUUUCGGGCAGAUAUUUUGGAGAGUGUAAAGAACAUACUCCUUCAUUAUAUUCAUUGGACGAUGCUAAAUGUAAUAUACUUUACAAUCAGAGUUUGGAAGCGGUGAAGUUAUUGGAAUGA